AUGACGAUCAAUGUAGAACGGACCCCAUUGUGGCUUGACUGCGAUCCUGGCCACGAUGAUGCGUUUGCAAUUCUAAUUGCUGCUUUACACCCUGCAUUGAAUCUACUUGGAAUUACAACCAUUCAUGGCAAUGCUUCCUUGGCAAAGACUACCGCAAAUGCCGGGAGCGUCCUGGAAGCUAUCGGUCGACCCGAAGUUCCUGUGUAUCCAGGAAGCAGCAAGCCUUUCUCACGACCCGCCCUUCAUGCUCCUGAUAUUCAUGGUGAAUCGGGCCUAGAUGGAACAGACCUUCUUCCCAAGGCCUCUGUGGCACCCAUUACGGACAAGAACCCCAUUUUAGCUAUGCGAGAUGCACUCCUGGCUCAACCGAAGGGUACUCCAUGGGUUGUCGCCACUGGUACUUUGACCAAUGUUGCCCUGCUAUUUGCAACAUUCCCGGAAGUUGUGGAGCAUAUCGCUGGUCUGAGUAUCAUGGGAGGCGCUAUCGGUAAUGGAUUCACAGAUGCUCCUAUGAGUAGAUUGCCAGGGGAAGAGUCGCGUAUUGGCAAUGUAACCCCCUGGGCAGAAUUUAACAUUUAUUGCGAUCCCGAAUCAUCCGAGGCAAUCUUCAGUAACCCUGCACUGGCAGCAAAAACGGCCAUUAUGAGUUUGGAUUUGACUCAUCAAGUACUUGCCUCGUCAGAUGUUCAAACCCGGAUCUUGCAUGGCGCCAAAGACCCCUCUGACGAGCCCACCAUUAUUCGUCAAAUUUUACAUGCUCUACUGAUAUUCUUUGCUGGAACUUAUGAUAAAGUCUUUGGCUUGUCUACUGGGCCGCCGCUACAUGAUCCUCUCGCGGUAGCAGUGCUGUUGUCGAACCUCAACCCAAAUUUCGCUCAGAAACACCCAGAGCAAGUGAUCAAAUUUGAUGACAAGGGAGGUGAGAGAUUCGCUGUCAGUAUCGUCACUGAUGGCCUUCACAGCCAAGAUGUGUCUAUUACAGGCCAGCUGGGUCGUUCUCUGGCUGUCCCAGUUGUGGGAGCUGGUGUGGCUAUCCCCAGAGGCGUUGACCUCGAGGCAUUUUGGAAUCUGAUUCUGCAAUGCGUGCAGUUGGCUGACGACUGCAAUGCGAAUCGUGCAAAAUAA
Penicillium odoratum is the source of this 1125-nucleotide messenger RNA. RefSeq names its product uridine-cytidine N-ribohydrolase. NCBI's taxonomy places the organism in Eukaryota, Fungi, Ascomycota, Eurotiomycetes, Eurotiales, Aspergillaceae. Gene Ontology annotation, molecular function: purine nucleosidase activity. Gene Ontology annotation, biological process: purine nucleoside catabolic process. The record is from RefSeq and is a predicted model, not a curated record. The coding region runs from base 1 to 1125 and encodes 374 amino acids. Gene Ontology annotation, cellular component: cytosol. The transcript has 5 exons.